AUGACACGAACAAAGACGGCACCGAUAUAUGACGACAACACUGGCAGACGAGAGAAAGAAAACACCCAAGAAAAUAAUGUACCCCUCCCCAUUAUGAGCAGUGAGGAAUCGUCGUUCACGUCCUUUUCCCUAACACCACCUGUUAACAGUAACUCUUCUACAGCAAAGACGUCGUCCACUACGGCCCAUCACUUGAGAUCCUCUUCUCAAACGAGCUUAACUACUAUUGUAAAAGCUCAAAUUUCCUUUCUAUUAUCUACCCUUUCGGCUGAUAAUUACGCUCGCAACGUAGCUGAGAUUAAUUCUCUUUUAGACCAACACGGUCAGGAUACACAUUUCCAUUUAUUGCGACGACUUUUAAUUGCCAAUCAAAGCAAAAUUUGCAGCAUUCGUACUCGCAAUUCGGAUCUUUCCCUGAGCUAUCGUCUUUUAAUCGAGAAAGUCAAAGAGGCCGCGAGCGAUCCAGCAUUAUCUGCAGUUUUUUGCGACGCACUAAAUUCUAUAGAUCACAGUGACUCAUUUAAGGAUCUUGACCUUAAUAGUUUCUUAGAGCACGUUGGAAUUAAUCCGGUAGGAAAAGUCGGACUUUGUAUCUCUUUGCUGUCGGCUAUUAGAAAGGAAAUUGCUGAACAAGACCAAUCGGUCCAAGAAAACCUAUCAAACGAAUUAAGACAACAUUUACUUACUUAUUGCGAGGCGGAGUCUCGAAGUCUCACAUCACAGCAAAGUGAAAUCGAUUCCAGUCCCAUAAAAUCGCAAUAUAAUUCUCAGCUCACUGUGCCCACUGGUCUUAUCCCUCUCCUAAGUUCAAAUCAAAGUGUUACUUCUCCCAACAUGGAACAAAGUGAAUCAUCUCGAUUGUCCUUGGUUAAAGUUAUGUCGGAUUCGGGCUAUAAUUGUUGCUCUUCCGUAGCUGCAUUUCGUAGUGUUUUAAAUAAAUUAGAUGUGGUAUCGGCGGAUUCCGGUGAAAUUAUCAAGGAAGAUGAUGUUGCUCAAGCUCUUGGCAUGAUAGCAAAUAGUCAUACCAGUUCUGAAUAUGGUGUUGCUAAUUGGAAUCAAACACCUGAUCACGAUACUAAACAAUCUUGGAACAUUGAUAUUUUUGUAACAACUUUAGCAGAAUUGCAACCACACUUGGAUUGGGUUAAAGUAAUAGAAAAACUUGAUUAUCCAGAAUUUGUUGUUAACGAUACAAAAGGGUUAGAAGUCAUCUUGACUGCUUUUAAAAAAGCAACAAAGGAUCGAUCACAAUUUCCGCUUCAUGUUUUUUGGGGUCGUUGGAAAAAUAUUAAAGGACAAUUUAGCUUUUUGCAUCGAAUUGUGGAUGCACCAUUAGAAACAUUUAAUCUUAAUGAUUAUCCAGUACAAAAAGUUUUGUCUUUGGAGGAUUUUGCGAAUUCAAAUGCUAACCUUAAAUCAAUGGCUGGUUUAUUAACGUCAAAUCCUUGGAAUUCUGUGGAGCUAAUUGAAACGUUAAUAAAGAUGGCAGAUACAGAAUUGUACGAAGAAAUUAAAUUGUUAUUUGAAAAGUUCACAAAGCAGACACCUGAGGUUGUCUGUUUGGGUCUCGCUCAAGUUCAAAAACCUUGGAAUCCAUUACACCAAGAGAUUAUAAACCGAUUGGUUUCAGUUUUCUUAGCAGGUCAUUCAAGUUCAACACCAGUUUUAACACGUCUGUGGCAAGUCAAUAGUAGUCUCUUUACAGAAGGCUGUCUUGAAAUGCAUAAAAAGGAUGCCAUGACUAUUUCUAGGAUAUUGGAUAUUGCCCAAGACCUAAAGUACCUCAACUUAGAAAAAUGGCUUCAAGACAAUAUUGUAGAAUAUGGUGAUUCAUUUAUUCAUGAUUGUUUGGAAUUUUUGAAUCAAAAAAUCGCCUUGGAAAUAACCCGCGAAACUAAUGGAAACAUCCAGUCAGUCAGACUUUCUAUUGAUGUGAUUGCCAUAUUUUUACGAAUACUUCAGAAUAGUACCAUGUCUGGGAAAAAUGCUGAAUCGUUUAAAGAGGUUCAUAGAGCUGCCUUACAAGUGUAUCCACGUCUCACCACUGGGCCAUCUUCCGAAAGUGGUGUGACUGGUGAGACAUUUUCACCUGACGUUGAAGAAGAGGCAAAUUCAUAUUAUGAACGAGUUUAUCGUCAGGAGAUUAGUAUCGAGGAUAUGAUUAAACUUCUUCAGAAAUUUAAAAAUUCCCAAGAGCACCGAGAGAAUGAAAUUUUUUCUUGCAUGGUGCAUAAUUUAUUUGACGAAUAUCAAUUCUUUCCAAAAUACCCACAGAGGGAGUUAACUAUUACCAGUGUCAUAUUUGGUUCGCUGAUUCAAUAUCAGCUUGUAGGGUAUAUGGCACUUGGUAUAGCUCUUCGUUAUGUUUUAAAUGCUCUUAGAAAUCCUUCUGACUCAAAAAUGUUCAACUUUGGAGUUCAAGCCCUGCUACAAUUCCAAUCUCGCCUUCCGGAAUGGCCACAAUAUUGUUCACAUCUUUUGCAAAUUCCACAAUUACAGCAAUCUCAUCCGGAUAUCAUUCAAUAUGUGAGAUCUGCCCUUGCUGCAAACGCCAAUUCAACCACUGUCACAACUCCCACAUCUGUUAAUACACUUGGAAUUGGUAAUGGCGAACCAGCUUCGUCUCAAUCUACUAACGCUAAUGAACUAUUGUCAGCGAGCAGACCUGUUUCUGAUACUUCAAAUAAGGUUUUUGAUAAACCUGCAUUUACAGCAUUGAAUUUAGAUACAUUGCUAGCAGCAGAUAAAGAUGAUUACGAGAUUCCCAGUGAGGCUAUUCAAGACAAGAUCCUUUUCAUUAUAAAUAAUGUUGCUCAAAGUAAUUUAGAUACUAAGGUGGCUGAAAUGAAAGAACUCCUCAAAGAAUCACAUUACCGUUGGUUCGCUAAUUAUCUUGUUGUAAAAAGGGCCAGCAUCGAACCAAAUUACCAUCAAUUGUAUCUUCAAUUUCUUGAUGCAUUGGAAAUUCCAUUGCUUGUUAAGCACGUAUUACAUGAAACUUUUGCCAAUAUUAAGGUUUUAUUAAACUCUGAAAAGACAGUGCAAUCUCCGAGUGAGCGAUCUUUACUGAAAAAUCUUGGAUCAUGGCUUGGUGGCAUGACUCUUGCUCGAAACAAACCAAUUAAACAUAAGAAUAUUGCAUUUAAGGAACUUUUGAUUGAAGGCUAUGAUAAUAAUAGAUUAAUAGUAGUAAUUCCUUUUGUGUGCAAAGUCCUUGAACAAGCGUGUAAAAGUAAAGUCUUUAAACCCCCGAACCCAUGGCUUAUGGCUAUACUAAAAUUAUUGGUAGAAUUAUAUCAAUACGCUGAUCUUAAACUCACAUUGAAAUUCGAAAUUGAGGUUUUAUGUAAAAGCUUAGAAAUUGAAUUAAAGGACAUUGAACCUACAACUGUUCUAAAAGAUAGACCUCCAAAAGAGUUAGUCCCUACUCAACCAACUAGAAUUGGAAAUGAGUUUGAUAAAUGGACUAGAAACGAUUAUGGUCAUUCUGUGAAACCGCCACAAUCAUCUCAGCCUCCAUCUAUCCCAAAUACUCCGAGUCAUAUUCCUAACACGCCUAUGCCUUUUAAUGAUGAAGGUAUUACAAACCUUGCUCCAUAUAUCACAUUUAAUCCUAACCUGUCCGCGUUUGCGAAUCAACCUAUGAUGAGAAAAAUUGUUCAUUUAGCAAUUGAUCGAGCCAUUCGCGAAAUAAUUACACCAGUAGUAGAACGAUCUGUCACCAUAGCCGGAAUAUCAACUCGCGAACUUAUCAUAAAAGAUUUUGCAUUAGAACCGAACGAAGAAAAAAAGCGUAAUGCUGCUCACUUGAUGGUUCAAAAUUUGGCCGGAAGCCUUGCUCUUGUCACCUGUAAGGAACCAUUGCGAAUAAGUAUGGUGACACAUUUAAGAAAUUUGUUGUUGCAAAAUGGCUACACUGAGAAGGCUGCUAUGGAAAAAGCGGUUCCAGAAAUUGAUGAGUCUCUAGCUUCAUCUUUUAGCAAUCGUAAAAAACAUCGAGAGCCUAAUGGUCUACAACCACAACAAUUGCGUGUAUACGAAGACUUUUCGCGAAUUCCACGUCUUAGUAGUCAGGCAGCUGCAAUAUACGUUGGUAUGCACCGAGGGCAGGACUUCCCGAUGGGGCAUCUUUAUAACACAACGGAGAUGCCAUUUGAUGGUUCUCAAAUUCAUAUUCCUAUCACUGCUCAUCAAAGUUUAGAGAAAUUUGCUCUGGACAAAUUGAUUAGCAAGAAUCCACAAGCUUCAUGGUCAUCUCUACCACCAACUAGUGAAAUUCGUUUAUUAGUUAAAGAAAUUCCUUUAUUAGCUACACAAUCGUUUAAUCGUGACGAGACAGCAUUACAUUUUUCACAAAAAGUAGUCCAACUCUUAUAUAAGAAUGAUUCUAAUUUAUCGCGUGAACGAAAGUUUAUUGUACCCGUUGUUGUGGCUUUAAUAAAAGCUGGUCUUAUAAAUGCAAGCGAUCAAGAUACACAGCUCGCCAAGCUUAUUGAAAAUGGAAGACCCACAGUGAUUGACUUUACCGCCAAAUUGAUUCGAGAGUGUGUUCUGAAAGAACCACAAUUAGCAUCACGUAGUGAUUUUAUGCAUUCAAUUGAUGCUCUAACUAGACUUACCCAACGUGGCAAGGCGCCUGAAAUAGUAAUUCAGCUCCUUGAAGAUCUACGCCCACGCACUGCUCGAGAUGUCUUUAAUAAGGAUGUCGAAAACCCGGGUUUGCGCGAACAAUUAACCUCUUUCUUUGCGGAGUGGGUACGAGUUUAUCAACAUCCAACAUCAAAUGAAAAAAUUUACGCCACUUUUAUAAUGCAGUCACCACGUGUUCUUUCUGAUUAUACAUCUGCUUUAAUUGCCAAUAAUCUUAAAAAUGACAUUGACACUUAUUUGAAAACACGCUCACCUAUUUCUUUUCCCAUGGAUUUACGCAACAAAUUGAUGAUUGAUUCAAACAAUCAACCUGAAUUAACAUCGACUGGUUCUAAAUACAAUGUUUCAGUCAUAAAUUCACUCGUUUUGUAUGUCGGAAUUCAAGCGAUUGGUCAACUUCAUAAUAAAUCAGCUCAAGGAACACCACCAGUGACACAUAGUGCACCCAUGGAUAUAUUUCAACAAUUGUUGAAUGAUCUAGAUUCUGAAGGUGUGUGA
Molecule: messenger RNA, 5148 nt
Organism: Racocetra fulgida
Lineage: Eukaryota; Fungi; Glomeromycota; Glomeromycetes; Diversisporales; Gigasporaceae
Source: the annotation of a GenBank genome assembly